Triticum urartu is the source of this 3560-nucleotide messenger RNA. NCBI's taxonomy places the organism in Eukaryota, Viridiplantae, Streptophyta, Magnoliopsida, Poales, Poaceae. The record is from RefSeq and is a predicted model, not a curated record.
AUAAUAAGAAAACAGAGUAGACAGAUCACGCUGCAUAAAGCGCUUGACCGAACUUUGUGGGUCCUCGAUGCUAACUGUAUAAUAAAACAAACCUGGAGCAGGAGCUGAGGAGAGAUUCAUGCAUCUUCCCUGACCAUUCAUUCCUCACCUCCGAAGCUAGCUACCUAGGGUGCAAGAUCACUCCCUGCUCGCCCAAAAAUGGCAGAAAUAGCAAUUAUAGUGACGCAUAUACUCGCAAAACGCUUAGUGAGCAUAGUCGAUGAGCACAAGGUGAAGGUCUUCGGGGCCAUAAUUACAGUGAUCCGGAAUACAGGGCCAUCGGCCCAGCAAGCAGAACGAGAGCGAAAGCUGCCUAAGCCGCUGGAGGAGAUGUCGCUCAACAGUUACGCGCUCCUUCGGGCGUACGUCUUGAUGGCUGUAACGGGGUUAGGCUUCCUGGCGCUCACAUGGUCGACGGUAGUCCUCCUGGGCAGCUUCGUCACCACGCUGGGGAAGGAGGAUUUUUGGUGCCUCACAAGCAUUAGCAUGAUACAGGCAGCCAGGAUCUUCAACGACGCAGGGGACAACUUGUUUCCUAUAUUUGUGAACCUAAUGGAGAAGCUUGUGAGAAAAGUCUUGGCAAAUCCAUUAGGAGUUGUUAUGCAAUUUUUUAAGAAAGAUACCAGGGCCAAGGGGCGCAGUCAGACUACUAUUACCGUUGUGUGGGUACAAGUUGUCCUUUUCAUCCUGCAAAUACUGUGCAUACCGGUCCUGGUUGUGGUUCUAAUUGCAGGGACCCUUUAUGUGUCUGGGCCUGUCGCCUGCGUCGUGCUGUCACUAUGGCGCCUACGGCAGCACAAUUAUGGCAAUACCCCAGGAGAUGACAGCAAAGCGAACCUGGUGCCAGCACUGACCAUAUUCUACAGUUUGGUUAUUUUCCAAGGCGUGCUCUACUUCUUAUGGCGAUUGAUAGAGGGCGCGGCGAUGCUGGUUGUCGUUUCAUUCUGUUUAGAUUGCAAGUUACCACCAAAGUGGGGCACCAUAACAGUUGUAGAUUAUCUCCAUGAUAUCCGAGCAAAAUGCUGGCAGGACCCUACAUCCAUACGUGGUAGGAAUUUUAUCAACUAUGUUGUCGAUUUGGUGAAUUCGGAAUCGGAGAAAGACUACCUCUCAGGAUCAAGGAUGCUCCACAGCUUCAUUGAGCAGAAGGCAGAUGUAAGGUCCCUGCUACUCCCCUCCAGACCAAAGAUUAAGAAGCUGAUCGAUACGCUAGAAUGGAGCAGCAGCAGUCGAGAGCUCAGGGAGGUGGUUGCCAGGAUCAUUGCAUACCUUGCUGGUGACAUCCAUUUGUCCCAGUUCCCUGGGGCAACAUACUGCAUAUCCUCCCUGCUCGAUACCACUCUGCCUUACUGGAACAACCAACAAGGACUACAUCAUUAUUCACCAGUUACUGAGUCAAGAGAUGAUACUGUCAGUGCUAUGGAAAGACUGAUUUCUGUUGUCAAAGGCAUAGAGGAACAUGGCAAAAAAAAAGGAUGCUGGUGACACAAAGGACAGUAAAGCAAAAAAUGACGGAAACCAAGGUGGUGACAUUGCACAAGAUGGAGUGGAUAGCUCAACCUAUCAUGGAAGCAAAGGAGAUGGCUGGAAUGAGCUGAUUCUACAAGGCCUGACAAUUCUUGAGAGGCUCGCCUUUGAUCAACACAACUGCAACGACAUAUGCAACACCUCUGGUCUCCUCCCUAAGAUCAUGGCACCUCUCUACUCCGAGACACUAAUCCAAGAUAUCAAUGUAAGUGCAUGGGCCGAUGUAGCUAAUGGAUCGCUCAAAGUGGUGCACAGGCUCAUCCGUGCUCCAGAGUGGAUUGGAAAAAGUGAUCUGGUCCACAAAAUCUGUUCCAACGAGCAUGCACUCAGCAACCUAGAGAGAAUUCUUUACCAGGGAAAAAAUGAUGGCACAGAAGUACAGAUGCGAGCAUAGUUUUAAAUAGCCGGCUAUAGCCCCGCUAUAGCUGUUUGAGAGUGUUGCCGCUAAAUGAUUUCAUGUACAAUUUGCCGCUAUAACUCCGCUAUAGCCCGCUAUAGCCCAGCUAUAGCUGUUUUUAAGGGUCGCCGCUAAAUGCCAUAGCCCGCUAUUUAAAACAUUGGAUGCGAGCCAUAGAAAUCCUGACAGAACUGGCCAUUGAUUCGUCGACCAACCUCAGCACGGAAAUACAAUCUAGUCUAAUAAAGAAGCAGAUGAAGAUAUUCCUUAAUGAUAAUGAAGGGGAAGAAGACAAGCUUAGAGUUACUGCUGGAAAAUCACUGGCAUUACUUUCCAAGAUGGAAACUAUCUCUAAGUUUAUAAUGGAGGAACAUGACAAGGAGGACCUCCAGAGCAACACUGUUGACUGUCGCAAUGAAAUCGUCGAUACUAAGAACAACAUUGUUGUUCGUCUCAGUGAAAUACUUGAUGCUAAGAAAAUCAUCACGUACAGGACAGUAGCAUUGGAAAUCUUAGAGAAUUUGUGCACUCAUUGUACGCUGGACAAGAAGUACAAGGAUUAUGUGAAGGAAGCCUUGCUGCCAAAGGUCCUCAAGGAAGUACUGGCCGCAAGUAAAUGAUACCUCACUCGAGAAGAAAGAUUGUCUUUGGAAUGGGCUAGGUCAUUGCCAGAUAAUCGACAGACCAAUGCAAUGAAGGAUGUUUUUGCAACCAGAAAACGUGAAGAAAACGAGGCAAUUUCUGGACCAGGAAAUGAUGAAGAAAAUCAGGCAAUUUCUGAACCUGUAGGUGAUGAAGAAAACCAGGCAACUGAAUCAAGAGGUAGUGAAGAAAACCAGUCAAUUUCUGAACCAGAAAGUUAUGAAGAAAACCAGUUAACUGAAUACAGAGGUAGUGAAGAAGACCAGUCAAUUUCUGAACCAGAAAGUGACGAUGAAAACCAGGCAAUUUCUGGACGGGGAGAUGGUGAAGAAAAGAAACAGUUAUCCAAACGCAGCGGCCAAAUCAAGUCACCUGAUCAGGCAAACAAGGAGCUAAAAGCUAAAAUGGAAUUCCGAGAAGCAUUGUUAUCGCUUACUUUGGUGAUGUGUGCCAAACUGAUCAGUGUAGAAGAGUUCAAUGUUGUAGCUCAAAAGAUGUCCCUCAGAGAAGGUGAAUUUGUGGUGAAGCUCAGGACUAUAGUAGAAUAGUACUGCGAGGCCAGAGUUGAUUGUCUCAGAAUCGUGAAGCUUUGUGGCCAGAUUGCGGUAUUUAUGCUGCAGCCCAGCCAGGACACCGCCCAGCUCAAGGAAUUCCCGAAGUCAUUGAAAAAGGCUUCAAGGAUCAUGUCUAACCUCGAAAGCUGCAUUCUCUUUGCAGGGACUGAUUGUGGAGUGAAGAAGACAGUCAGGCCUCUCCUCUCCGAUAUUGUGGGAAAAGUGCGAAACUUGGUUCGUAACAAGAAUGAAACUGUAAUUGGCUAAUUGCUACCAAUGUUCUGUCAUGUGUACCAGGAACAAACGUUUCUGGAGCCUUGGGCUGCUUUAUUUUCUCAUAUUUUCAUUAUAAAGCAACAUUGUAUUGUUGGAAGAUUUGGAGUCCAUAGCUAUUGUUUCUA